AUGGCCCAAUGGAAUCAGCUACAGCAGCUCGACACACGGUACCUGGAGCAGCUUCACCAGCUGUACAGUGACAGCUUCCCAAUGGAGCUGCGGCAGUUCCUGGCCCCUUGGAUUGAAAGUCAAGAUUGGGCUUAUGCAGCCAGCAAAGAAUCACAUGCCACUUUGGUGUUUCAUAAUCUCCUGGGUGAGAUUGACCAGCAGUACAGCCGCUUCCUACAAGAAUCAAAUGUUCUCUAUCAGCACAAUCUGCGAAGAAUCAAGCAGUUCCUUCAGAGCAGGUAUCUUGAGAAGCCUAUGGAGAUCGCCCGAAUUGUGGCCCGGUGCCUGUGGGAAGAGUCCCGCCUGCUCCAAACUGCAGCCACUGCAGCCCAGCAAGGGGGCCAGGCCAACCACCCCACAGCUGCUGUGGUGACAGAGAAGCAGCAGAUGCUGGAGCAGCACCUGCAGGAUGUUCGGAAGCGAGUGCAGGAUCUAGAACAGAAAAUGAAAGUGGUAGAGAAUCUCCAGGAUGACUUUGAUUUCAACUAUAAAACCCUCAAGAGUCAAGGAGACAUGCAAGAUCUGAAUGGAAACAACCAGUCAGUGACCAGGCAGAAGAUGCAGCAGCUAGAACAGAUGCUAACUGCCCUGGACCAGAUGCGGCGAAGCAUCGUGAGUGAGCUGGCGGGGCUUUUGUCGGCCAUGGAGUAUGUGCAGAAAACUCUGACGGACGAGGAGCUGGCCGACUGGAAGAGGCGGCAACAGAUUGCUUGCAUUGGAGGCCCUCCCAACAUCUGCUUAGAUCGCCUAGAAAACUGGAUAACCUCAUUAGCAGAAUCUCAACUUCAGACCCGCCAACAAAUUAAGAAACUGGAGGAGUUGCAGCAGAAAGUUUCCUACAAAGGGGACCCCAUUGUACAGCACCGGCCAAUGCUGGAGGAGAGAAUUGUGGAACUCUUUAGAAACUUAAUGAAAAGUGCCUUUGUGGUUGAGCGGCAGCCCUGCAUGCCCAUGCAUCCCGACCGGCCACUAGUCAUCAAGACCGGUGUCCAGUUUACUACCAAAGUCAGAUUGCUGGUCAAAUUCCCCGAGUUAAAUUAUCAGCUUAAAAUUAAAGUGUGCAUUGACAAAGACUCCGGGGAUGUAGCAGCUCUCCGAGGAUCCAGGAAAUUUAACAUUCUGGGCACAAACACAAAAGUCAUGAACAUGGAAGAAUCCAACAACGGCAGCCUCUCCGCAGAAUUCAAACACUUGACCCUGAGAGAGCAAAGAUGUGGGAAUGGGGGCCGAGCCAAUUGUGACGCCUCCCUGAUUGUGACCGAGGAGCUGCAUCUGAUCACCUUUGAGACUGAGGUGUAUCACCAAGGCCUCAAGAUUGACCUAGAGACCCACUCCCUGCCAGUGGUGGUGAUUUCCAACAUCUGUCAGAUGCCAAAUGCCUGGGCGUCCAUUCUGUGGUAUAACAUGCUGACCAACAACCCCAAGAACGUGAACUUUUUCACGAAGCCCCCGAUUGGAACCUGGGAUCAGGUGGCAGAGGUGCUAAGCUGGCAGUUCUCUUCCACCACGAAGCGAGGGUUGAGCAUCGAGCAGUUGACUACGCUGGCAGAGAAACUCCUAGGACCUGGUGUGAACUAUUCAGGGUGUCAGAUCACAUGGGCUAAAUUUUGCAAAGAAAACAUGGCUGGCAAGGGCUUCUCCUUCUGGGUCUGGCUGGACAAUAUCAUUGACCUUGUGAAAAAGUACAUUCUGGCCCUUUGGAAUGAAGGGUACAUAAUGGGCUUUAUCAGCAAGGAAAGAGAGAGGGCCAUCUUGAGCACCAAGCCCCCAGGUACCUUCCUGCUGAGAUUCAGUGAAAGCAGCAAAGAAGGAGGUGUCACCUUCACUUGGGUGGAGAAGGACAUCAGUGGUAAGACCCAGAUCCAGUCGGUGGAACCAUAUACUAAGCAGCAGCUGAACAACAUGUCAUUCGCGGAAAUCAUCAUGGGCUAUAAGAUCAUGGAUGCUACCAAUAUCCUGGUGUCUCCACUGGUCUAUCUCUACCCCGACAUUCCUAAGGAGGAGGCGUUUGGAAAGUAUUGUCGGCCAGAGAGCCAGGAGCAUCCUGAGUCUGACCCAGGUAGUGCUGCCCCCUACCUGAAGACCAAGUUUAUCUGUGUGACACCAACGACCUGCAGCAAUACCAUUGACCUGCCGAUGUCCCCCCGCACUUUAGAUUCAUUGAUGCAGUUUGGAAAUAAUGGUGAAGGUGCUGAAUCCUCAGCAGGAGGGCAGUUUGAGUCCCUCACAUUCGACAUGGAGCUGACCUCAGAGUGCGCCACCUCCCCCAUGUGA
Molecule: messenger RNA, 2313 nt
Organism: Pipistrellus nathusii (Nathusius's pipistrelle)
Lineage: Eukaryota; Metazoa; Chordata; Mammalia; Chiroptera; Vespertilionidae
Source: the annotation of a GenBank genome assembly